AUGGCUGCCUCACAACCACCACAAAACUACCGCACAACCACAAAACUACCGUACAACCACCGCACAACCAGCACCGCACAACCAGCACCGCACAACCAGCACCGCACAACCACCACCGCACAACCACCACCGCACAACCACCACCGCACAACCACCACCGCAAAACCACCACCGCAAAACCACCACCGCAAAACCACCACCGCAAAACUACCACCGCACAACCACCACCGCAAAACUACCACCGCACAACCACCACCGCAAAACUACCACCGCACAACCACCACCGCAAAACUACCACCGCACAACCACCACCGCACAACCACCACCGCACAACCACCACCGCAAAACCACCGCAAAACUACCGCAAAACCACCGCACAACCACCGCACAACCACCGCAAAACUACCACCGCAAAACCACCACCGCACAACCACCACCGCACAACCACCACCGCAAAACCACCACCGCAAAACCACCACCGCACAACCACCACCGCACAACCACCACUGCACAACCACCACUGCACAACCACCACUGCACAACCACCACCGCACAACCACCACCGCACAACCACCACCGCACAACCACCACCGCACAACCACCACCGCACAACCACCACCGCACAACCACCACCGCACAACCUCCACCGCACAACCUCCACCGCACAACCCCCACCGCACAACCACCACCGCACAACCACCACCGCACAACCACCACCGCACAACCACCACCGCACAACCACUACCGCACAACCACCACCGCAAAACCACCACCGCACAACCACCACCGCACAACCACCACCGCAAAACUACCACCGCAAAACUACUGCACAGCGACCGCAAAACUACCACCGCAAAACUACCGCACAACCACCGCAAAACUACCGCCCAACCACCGCAAAACUACCGCCCAACCACCGCAAAACUACCGCCCAACCACCGCAAAACUACCGCCCAACCACCGCAAAACUACCGCCCAACCACCGCAAAACUACCGCCCAACCACCGCAAAACUACCGCCCAACCACCGCAAAACUACCGCCCAACCACCGCAAAACUACCGCCGCAAAACCACCACCGCAAAACCACCACCGCACAACCACCACCGCACAACCACCACCGCACAACCACCACCGCACAACCACCACCGCACAACCACCACCGCAAAACCACUACCGCACAACCACCACCGCAAAACUACCACCGCACAACCACCACCGCACAACCACCACCGCACAACUACCACCGCAAAACUACUGCACAGCGACCGCAAAACUACCACCGCAAAACUACCGCACAACCACCACCGCAAAACUACCGCACAACCACCGCAAAACUACCGCACAACCACCGCAAAACUACCGCAAAACCACCGCAAAACUACCGCCCAACCACCGCAAAACUACCGCCCAACCACCGCAAAACCACCGCAAAACUACCGCCGCAAAACCACCGCCGCAAAACCACCACCGCAAAACCACCACCGCAAAACCACCACCGCACAACCACCACCGCACAACCACCACCGCACAACCACCACCGCACAGCCACCACCGCACAGCCACCACCGCACAGCCACCACCGCACAGCCACCACCGCACAGCCACCACCGCACAACCACCACCGCACAACCACCACCGCAAAACCACCACCUUCUACUCGUCAGUCAGCAUAG
Molecule: messenger RNA, 1674 nt
Organism: Salvelinus fontinalis (brook trout)
Lineage: Eukaryota; Metazoa; Chordata; Actinopteri; Salmoniformes; Salmonidae
Gene: mansc1
Product: MANSC domain containing 1
Exons: 2
Coding region: 1-1674 (557 amino acids)
Source: RefSeq, a predicted model, not a curated record